Messenger RNA from Syngnathus acus (greater pipefish), 1527 nucleotides. RefSeq names its product somatostatin receptor type 5 (gene sstr5). Gene Ontology annotation, molecular function: somatostatin receptor activity; neuropeptide binding. The transcript is spliced from 5 exons. Lineage: Eukaryota; Metazoa; Chordata; Actinopteri; Syngnathiformes; Syngnathidae. Gene Ontology annotation, cellular component: neuron projection; membrane. The record is from RefSeq and is a predicted model, not a curated record. The coding region runs from base 154 to 1449 and encodes 431 amino acids. Gene Ontology annotation, biological process: neuropeptide signaling pathway; regulation of insulin secretion; cellular response to glucocorticoid stimulus.
UUUAUGUAAUGUGACCGUGGCGCACGCGCAUAUUGAGUCGCGUUGGAGGGCUUUCCAUGCAGGCUCCGAUUUGCGCGCGUAUAACAGAACCACCUCGCGCACUCAACCGUCUCAAUUAAGGUGAUAUAAAGUCGGCAUCAAACCAGAGAAUUUAUGGACUCGAUUAUGGAACAAGAGGAUGUGCUCAAUUGUUCUUUGGCAACUUCUGCCCUCGCCAAUGGCUCCAGCAAAUUGACACAGGGUGUCCCCUUCCAGGGGAGCAGCGCCCUGCUAACAGCGAUCAUCUACAUCACAGUCUUCAUGGUAGGUUUGGCCGGCAACAGUCUGGCCAUCUACGUGGUGCUCCGCUAUGCCAACAUGAAAACGGUGACCAACAUCUACAUUCUCAACUUGGCUAUCGCCGACGAGCUCUACAUCAUCGGGCUGCCUUUCCUCACGACGCAGAAUGUGCUCUCCUACUGGCCCUUCGGGUCCUUCCUGUGUCGGCUCGUCAUGACCGCGGACUCCAUGAACCAGUUCACGUCGAUUUUCUGCCUCACUGUCAUGUCUGUUGACCGCUACCUGGCCGUGGUGCACCCGAUCCGGGGAACCAAGUGGAGGCACCCACGCGUGGCCAAGAUGGUGAGCGCAACAGUGUGGGCUGUUUCUUUUGUGGUGGUCCUGCCUGUGGUCAUCUUCUCUGAUGUGCAGGACACAUUUAACUCGUGCAACAUGAUCUGGCCUGAGCCAACAGACGUGUGGUCAACAGCCUUUAUUCUCUACACCGCCAUAGUAGGCUUCUUUGGACCCCUGCUCAUCAUCUGCCUCUGCUACCUCCUUAUAGUAAUCAAGGUGAAAUCCUCCAGCGUGCGGGUGGGCUUCACCUCACGCCGGCGUUCUGAGCGUAAGGUGACGCGGAUGGUGGUGGUUAUCGUGGUGGUUUUUGUCCUCUGCUGGCUGCCGUUCUUCAUCAUCAACAUCAUCAACGUCAUGGUCAUCAUCCCUGAGUCCAGUGCCACCGCUGGAAUAUACUUCUUUGCCGUCAUCCUGUCAUAUGCCAACUCCUGCGCCAACCCUCUGCUCUAUGGUUUCCUCUGUGACAACUUCAAGCAGAGCUUCAGAAAAGUGUUGUGUGUGAAGAGGUUGAGUUGCAAGGCCCAUGGUGUGGAUGACGGCGACCCCAGCGCUCGCCGUAGAGUGAGGUCAAUGCCAACUGAUUGUGCUCCUUACUCUCCUCCCCAUCAGGUGUCUUAUCGCCCCCAGAGCAGCCAGAUCUUUCCUCAGCCUUCAGGCUUCCAGAUUUCUCACACACCUGCUGACUUGCACGGCUGUGACUCUGCAUCCAAGCAGUCUACCUCCACAGUCACACAAUUCCCCAGGACCAUGACAACAAUUACAGAAACCCCCAUAAACACCCUGGCUGAAAUACCGGCUAUUUCUACAGUCACGAGAGAGUCUGCCGUCUCUUAGGGAAUAUAGCCUCUCGAAGAGGAGGUUGAGGAUGACAGAAGUGUGCGACGUCCAUGUGAAAAUUGGCAAUCGGGAAGC